AUGGCUCAACAUAAUAAGACACACCACAGAUUUCUAGUAGAAGUAUUCUUGAAAAUUUUCCUGGUUUCUGAAGGUGUUUUUAAGAAAUUAUUAUUGUCUUCUAACGAUCGACAGAAGGCAACUACUACUACUACUACUACUACUACUACUACUACUACUACUACUACUACUACUACUACUACUACUACUACUACUACUACUACUACUACUACUACUACUACUACUACUGUGGUGCUGUGGUGCGAACUACUUAUAAGUAGUAUAUAG
Molecule: messenger RNA, 267 nt
Organism: Schistosoma turkestanicum
Lineage: Eukaryota; Metazoa; Platyhelminthes; Trematoda; Strigeidida; Schistosomatidae
Source: the annotation of a GenBank genome assembly